Molecule: messenger RNA, 1569 nt
Organism: Triplophysa rosa
Lineage: Eukaryota; Metazoa; Chordata; Actinopteri; Cypriniformes; Nemacheilidae
Gene: hsd17b3
Product: hydroxysteroid (17-beta) dehydrogenase 3
Exons: 11
Coding region: 85-1008 (307 amino acids)
Cellular component (GO): endoplasmic reticulum
Molecular function (GO): testosterone dehydrogenase (NADP+) activity
Source: RefSeq, a predicted model, not a curated record
AUAGGAGAACCGUGGCAGUCAAAAGAGGGACUGAGCAAGCAAGAAGGACCAACUUGAAGCUUUGAGAUAAGCCCCUAGAUCGCCAUGACACCCACCGAGAUUAUCUUCAUGUUGGCUGGAACUUGCACCGUCAUGUUUUUUGGAGUGAAACUACUAGGUCUUGUCAUGAUGCUUGCCCCGAAGCUCUGCUAUCCUCUUCCUGUGUCUUUUUUCACCUCUCUUGGGAAAUGGGCAGUGGUCACUGGAGGAUCAGAUGGAAUUGGAAGAGCUUAUGCACAAGAGCUUUCAAAACAUGGAAUGAAUGUGAUCAUCAUCAGCAGAAAUCAAGAGAAGCUUGACAGAGCAGCCAGGAAUAUAGAGCUUUCUACAGGAACACAGGUCAAAGUAAUAACUGCUGACUUUACCAAAGAUGAUAUGUAUGGACACAUUAUGAAAAGCUUAGAGGACUUGGAUAUUGGUAUAUUAGUAAACAAUGUCGGGAUACUGCCCAGCCAUGUACCCUGCAGGCUUCUUGAAACUGCAGAUUUGGAAAAGAAAAUAUAUGAUGUUAUAAACUGCAAUGUAAAAGCCAUGGUUAAGAUGUGCAGAAUUGUGCUGCCAGGAAUGCAGGAAAGAGGAAGGGGAGUCAUUUUAAAUGUGUCCUCCGGCAUAGCCAAAAUACCCUGCCCCAUGUACACCUUGUAUGCAGCAUCUAAGGUUUUCGUUGAAAGAUUUUCAAAGGGUCUUCAAGCGGAAUAUAAAUCCAAAGGAAUUAUCAUUCAGACAGUGGCUCCAUUCGGGGUUUCAACAUCAAUGACAAGAUAUCAGAAGCCAGACAUGGUCACAUUCACAGCUGAGGAGUUUGUAAAGAGCUCACUAAAGUAUCUGAAGGCUGGUGACCAGACAUACGGAAGCAUCACUCAUGCCAUACUGGGCUGGAUUGUGCAGGCUAUUCCCACAUGGGUUUUACAGAGUGAGGUGUUUCAAUAUCACUUCAAGAAAUACGUGAAGGAGAGAAUGGAAAAAUGAAAGUUUAUAUUCUCUGUGUAUAUACUGUAGAUGAACAUCUGCUGUACCACAUUAUGUUUGUUUGCACUAACUGUGACAGAAGCUGCUUACUUUUCAACUGUUAAAAAAGGUUUAGGUUUGCAAGUGUGUAUUGUGAAUACAUUACUGUACAUUGUUUGACAUAUACUAUCAACAACUUUUUACUUUUACAAUCUGAAUCUCUUUGUGACAAAAUAAGACUGGGACAGACAGGGAAAGAAUGCGGAAUCAAGAUGCUUCUGUUUAUAAGUCUUCAAAUUAUCAGUGUUGCUAAUGGAACACAAUCCUUUAAAUUAUCUCAUAUGACAUUAAUAGAGAGACAACAAAACAACACAACACAACACAACACAACUUGAUAACAUAUUAGACAGACUGUCUCCAAAAGGCCAAAUGACAGGGAUAAGUACAGAAAAUAAGAGAGAAGAUGUGACCUUGUUAUUUAUCUAUUUUAAAAGGUCUUGUCCUGCGUUUUAAAGGGACAGUUUAUCCAAAAAAGAAAUUUCUGUCUUCAUUUACUCACCCUCAGGUUGUUCCAAACCUGUA